CAAAAGGCUUUUUCAGCUGCCAUCGUAAUAGAUAUAAUAAAUAAAAUUCGAUAAACUAUAGAUACAUUAGGAGGUAUAGAUGGUUCUGACAAAUUUGACUUUAAAACUAACUCUUAACUCAGUAUCAUAUUAACUAUAAAAUUUAUUGCAGGGGUAGGGGAUUUGGGCGGCCGUGUGGCGGAGCCGAGGAGCACGUCGCUGCGUCAGGACUCAGGACGGGAGAAUAAAGAGUAAACAAACCCAUCCGCGCUGCAACAGUGCGGUGUUUGUGAAUGCAAAAUCUAGCCAGACAGCUGAGGAAGGGUGAAAGCCUCCUUGUUCCUGUAGACUGCAGUGCGAGGAGGAGGCCGCCGCAUCCUCCCCUUCCAAACCACUCCACUCCGGUCCCCAUCCCACCUGCGCCAGCUUCGUCUUGCUUUGAGCUUUCGCCCGCCGGCGAUCUGCUAGCUAUCUCGCUCGCACGUGGUGCCUGACUGCCUGGUGGCGGUGGCCAUGGCUGCCCCGCUGGGCUUUUUCUGCAUGCUGCUGCUUCUUCUUCUUCAGCUGGGCCACUCUUCUUGUAACAAUGUGUACAUUGUGUACAUGGGGGCGAGGAAUCCCGAGCUGCACCCGGCGCUGGUCCGGGACGCGCACCACGGCAUGCUCGCCGGCCUUCUCGGCAGCGAGCAGGCGGCCAAGGACGCCAUCCUUUACAGCUACAGGCACGGCUUCUCCGGGUUCGCCGCCGUGCUGACGGACAGCCAGGCGGCGCGGCUCGCCGGUUCGCCUGGGGUUGUGCGAGUGGUGCGGAACCGUGUUCUUGACCUGCACACCACCAGGAGCUGGGACUUCAUGCGAGUGGAUCCAUCGCAUUCGGCUGGAAUCCUCCCAGAGAGUAGGUUCGGUGAGGAUUCCAUUAUCGGUGUGCUAGACACUGGAAUCUGGCCAGAGUCGGCCAGUUUUAGAGACGACGGCAUGAGCGAGGCUCCGCGGCGGUGGAAAGGGCAAUGCGUCGCCGGGGACAGGUUCAAUGUUUCCAACUGCAACAGGAAAAUAAUAGGCGCGAAGUGGUACAUCAAAGGGUACGAAGCCGAGUACGGGAAGAUGAACACCACCGACAUCUACGAGUUCAUGUCCGCGAGAGACGCCGUCGGGCAUGGCACGCACACAGCCUCCACCGCCGCUGGUGCUCUGGUAGCCGGUGCAAGCUUCAGGGGACUCGCCGGUGGCGUCGCAAGGGGAGGGGCACCCAGGGCGAGGCUCGCGGUCUACAAAGUGUGCUGGGCCACCGGAGACUGCACUUCGGCAGAUAUCCUCGCUGCCUUCGACGACGCGAUACAUGAUGGCGUUGACGUGCUUUCGGUGUCCCUAGGCCAAGCGCCACCGCUCCCCGCGUACGUUGACGACGUCCUGUCCAUUGGGUCCUUUCAUGCUGUCGCGAGAGGGAUUGUCGUGGUCUGCUCCGCAGGAAAUUCUGGGCCUUAUUCAGAGACGGUGAUCAACUCGGCGCCGUGGCUCGUGACCGUCGCUGCUGGCACCAUUGAUAGGACUUUCCUCGCAAAGAUCAUCCUUGGCAACAAUAGCACCUAUGUGGGUCAAACACUGUACUCUGGAAAGCAUCCUGGGAAUAGCAUGCGCAUAUUCUAUGCUGAAGACGUUGCAUCUAAUAACGCAGACGAUACAGAUGCAAGAAGCUGCACUGCAGGAUCUCUGAACUCGACUCUAGUGAAGGGAACUGUGGUACUUUGCUUCCAAACAAGGGCACAGAGAUCAGCUGCAGUGGCAGUGGAGACUGUCAAGAAAGCUCGUGGCGUCGGAGUCAUCUUCGCCCAGUUCUUAACUAAGGACAUCGCGUCUUCAUUCGAUAUUCCCUGUUUUCAAGUAGACUACCAGGUUGGAACAGCUAUACUCGCAUACACCACUAGCACGAGAAAUCCAACAGUCCAGUUUGGCUCAGCAAAAACGAUUCUUGGAGAACUGAUGGGCCCAGAAGUUGCAUAUUUCUCAUCUCGGGGUCCAAGUUCUCUGUCCCCCGCUGUUCUGAAGCCAGACAUUGCUGCUCCAGGUGUCAACAUUUUGGCAGCAUGGACUCCUGCUGCUGCCAUAUCAUCAGCCAUUGGAUCUGUGAAGUUCAAGAUCGAUUCGGGAACCUCGAUGUCCUGUCCCCACAUCUCAGGAGUUGUUGCUCUCCUCAAAUCAAUGCAUCCCAAUUGGAGUCCUGCUGCAGUAAAAUCAGCACUUGUUACAACAGUGUCCAUGACACAUAUGGGUUUGAGAUUGUAUCCGAGGCGGCGCCCUACAAUCAGGCGAACCCAUUUGAUUACGGAGGCGGGCAUGUGGAUCCAAACAGCGCUGCACACCCCGGUCUUGUGUAUGACAUGGGGACAUCUGACUAUGUGCGCUUCCUUUGCUCCAUGGGCUACAACGUCUCAGCCAUCAGCUCCCUGGCUCAACAGCAUGAGACCUGUCAGCACACACCAAAGACGCAGCUGAACCUGAACCUGCCAUCCAUCAGUAUUCCCGAACUGAGGGGCAGGCUCACUGUGUCAAGAACGGUCACCAACGUUGGCUCAGCCUUGACGAAGUACAGAGCUCGUGUGGAAGCUCCUCCAGGAGUGGAUGUCACCGUGAGCCCCUCACUCCUGACCUUCAACUCGACGGUGAGAAAGUUGACGUUCAAGGUGACAUUCCAGGCCAAACUGAAGGUGCAAGGGAGAUACUACUUCGGCAGCUUGACAUGGGAAGAUGGCGUGCACGCCGUGAGGAUCCCUCUUGUGGUUCGGACGAUGAUCAGUAAGUUCUAUGCCAAUUCAUGAGCUGGUGGGUGUUUGUGUGUACUGUGUACUAACUUUCGCUCACCACCGGUGACGGUGGGACAGAUAAGAUGUAACCUGCUAAUUUGUCCCAAUUCUAAUGGCAUUGGUGAUUGGUUGGGGUUCC
Molecule: messenger RNA, 2919 nt
Organism: Zea mays
Lineage: Eukaryota; Viridiplantae; Streptophyta; Magnoliopsida; Poales; Poaceae
Exons: 11
Coding region: 493-2472 (659 amino acids)
Biological process (GO): proteolysis
Molecular function (GO): serine-type endopeptidase activity
Source: RefSeq, a predicted model, not a curated record